This is a messenger RNA of Ipomoea nil (Japanese morning glory), 621 nucleotides long. RefSeq names its product zinc finger protein 7-like. The record is from RefSeq and is a predicted model, not a curated record. Gene Ontology annotation, biological process: negative regulation of abscisic acid-activated signaling pathway. The transcript has a single exon. The coding region runs from base 1 to 621 and encodes 206 amino acids. NCBI's taxonomy places the organism in Eukaryota, Viridiplantae, Streptophyta, Magnoliopsida, Solanales, Convolvulaceae.
AUGGAAGCAAUAAUUAGUAAUAGCAAUUCCUCGAAUGAGGGAGAGCCUAAUGAACGUCGAGAUGAUGAUUCUUUACCAGCUAAUAAGAAUUUCUCUUGCAAAUUUUGUAAGAGAGAAUUCUCGAGUUCUCAAGCUCUCGGUGGCCACCAAAACGCUCAUAAAAGUGAGCGUGCCUCGGCAAAAAGGCGCCAAGGGUUGAUCGAUACCUUUGUCAACUCGCGCUACCAUCCUUACUAUCCUCGCCCCUACUCAACUUUUUCGUCACAAAUGCCCAUCUAUAACCCUUUGAUCAAUAGGUCCCUUGGAAUGCCCAACUUUCCUAGGCUGCCUUUCUAUCAUCAACCGUUACUUUUGGGACAAAACUACUCUCGCCUUGACAUGAUAAGGCCAGCAAGUAAUCUGAUGAUCAAUAAUGGUCCUUUUGCGACGACUUCCGUCGCAAAUUCAUCUAAACUGGAUAUCAACAUGGGUCAAUUUACUUCUACGAUUAAAGUUGAUGGUAAUCGUACUUUUGCAGGUGAUUCAAAAACUGAAGGUCAAAACAAUCCUUUAUUGAGAGAUGAUAAGAAGGGAAAGGAUGAAGAAGAUGCUUGGGGGAUCAAUUUGACUCUGAAGCUUUAA